Cyclocybe aegerita is the source of this 1269-nucleotide messenger RNA. NCBI's taxonomy places the organism in Eukaryota, Fungi, Basidiomycota, Agaricomycetes, Agaricales, Hemipholiotaceae. The record is from the annotation of a GenBank genome assembly.
AUGAGGCGCCUGAACUUUCUCCCGACGACUCUGAAAGCGAGGCUCGCGCUCGCAGGUGCCCUGACGCUACUCUAUGUCGUCGCCUCCACAUUAUACAUCCGAGGGUACGGGUCUUCCCUGAAAGCAGCACCAGAGGUCCUACAGAGCGAUCCUAUUCCCAUCGACACACCCAAGACUCCAGCAGAGGACACAAAUAUACCACCACCAGCACCGACAAGAUCCCAAGUGCUUAUCGUCUCCGCCUUCUUCCCCGACCCCACCUCGCCCUUCACAAAGAAGGACUACGAUGUCUGGCUACCCAACUUUCUGGGCCCACUCACGAGCGACAUAUAUCUAUACACUACCCCGGAGUUGGAACCGCGUCUUCGCCCUCUCCAGGGCCGAAAUCUGACGCUGACGAUCGAUACUACCUAUGCCUCCCCGCUCGAGAUACCCCCGCUGAAAGGAAAAGAGGAGAUGUACAAAAGGAUACUGAAGAAGGACCGUAACAAGUCACGUCGCUCGAUCGAGCUCUAUGCGAACAGGAACGCGAAGGCGUUCUUCUUGAGCGAUGCGGUGAAGAGGCUAGAAGAGGAGGGAAGGAAGUAUCAGUACGCAUUUUGGAGCGACGCAGGGAGUUUUAGGACACAGCAUGUGUAUCGGGAGUGGCCCUCGCUAAGCAGGCUGCAGGAUCUUUGGGAGGAAGGGAGUAAGCUGGCGGGGACGAAGGCAGAGGAUAUGCUAUUCAUCCCCAUUCUUGGCACCCCGCAUACGUCGAUGGUGUUCUGGACGGAGAACAUGGGUCCGAUCGAUAACGGAGUUAGCAUAAGCUCAUUCUUCGGUGGCUCACCACAAGCGAUCGACUGGUACGCUCGGACAUAUUACGCCUACCACGACCUCUUCCUCUCUCUCGAGAUCUUCGUCGGGAAAGACCAAGCACUCAUCAACGCCCUCCUCAUGCUCUUCCCUGAGCGCUUCCUGACCGUCUGGGCACAAGACCCCGAUGCACCUGCCCACCUUUCACUCAACCGCCCAAAAGACAAGGGCGGCUUCCUAGGCCAGUGCGGCACGGAGCGUUUCUACUACCAGUUCUUCUUGUCAGACAACAAAACACAAGAGGCGAUGCAGAGGCUGUGGGUGGAGAAGGCGAGUAGAUGGAGGUGGUGGGGUUGGUGGAGAUGGCGCGACACCGAGCCGUGCCGGACGACCAGGGUUCUUGCGAUGAAGGAUGUGCUGAAGAGAAAGCUUGGCGAAGGCUGGAACCCCCCAAGAAGGACGCUGAAUUAUUAA